This is a messenger RNA of Desarmillaria tabescens, 706 nucleotides long. RefSeq names its product phosphatidylinositol 4-kinase alpha-like protein. Gene Ontology annotation, cellular component: cytoplasm; plasma membrane. Gene Ontology annotation, biological process: phosphatidylinositol-mediated signaling; phosphatidylinositol phosphate biosynthetic process. NCBI's taxonomy places the organism in Eukaryota, Fungi, Basidiomycota, Agaricomycetes, Agaricales, Physalacriaceae. The record is from RefSeq and is a predicted model, not a curated record. Gene Ontology annotation, molecular function: 1-phosphatidylinositol 4-kinase activity. Bases 92 to 457 code for a protein of 121 amino acids. The transcript is spliced from 3 exons.
ACCAUCUGGUCUAAACUAACCAUGUUAUUCUUCGCCUUUACGUCCAGGAGGUGUCAAAUUCGAGCCGCACUCGUUCAAACUAAAUCAUGAGAUGGUAGUACUAAUGGGCGGAAGAUACUCACAAGGAUACCAACUCUUCCAGCAUCUCACUGUCAAGGCGUUCCUCGCCAUUCGACCGCACGCCGAGCAGCUGAUAAGCACCGUCCAGCUUAUGCUCGACACGGGCUUCCCGUCGUUCAAAGGCGAGGGCACGAUCAGGCGUUUGCGCGAUAGGUUUGCGUUGACGCUGAAUGAGCGGCAGGCGGCGGAGCAUAUGAUGGCUGUGGUGAGGAAUGCCCAUGAGAAUGUGAGGAGUACGGCAUACGAUGAAUUCCAGAGGCUUCAAAAUGGUCAGUUAAAGAUGCACAUGGAUGUUGUCCUUGACUUAUGCUCCGUUUUAGGCAUUCCUUACAAGUAAUAGGUAUCAUCGACAUUGGGACUUUUCUUUCUUGUUUUGGAAUCUGGUUUUCUGCACAAGCACGUACUUACUAUUCAAUGCAAUCCAUCCCUUCAAUAAUAUUUACACACACUAUGAUACAACCUAAAACGAUACUCUAGCUAGACUGAAGAAAGCUAGCACUGUUUGACAAUAGCACGGUACAUAUGACAUCAACAAAGCACGACGAAAGAAAGUUGAAAGCAAGAAUCAGAAAUGUCCGUCCGUGUG